Molecule: messenger RNA, 3773 nt
Organism: Brassica rapa (field mustard)
Lineage: Eukaryota; Viridiplantae; Streptophyta; Magnoliopsida; Brassicales; Brassicaceae
Product: expansin-B4
Biological process (GO): sexual reproduction
Cellular component (GO): extracellular region
Source: RefSeq, a predicted model, not a curated record
GUUUAAGGAAAUGGUUUUUAUACACUAAUAUACAAAUUUUUUGUUAAUCUGUUUUUUUGUCAUCUAAAUAGUUUCUUAGACAUGUGAACUAUCAACACUAGCUUAGAGCAUCUCCAACCCUUCUCUAUAUUUGCCUCUAAAUGCUAUAAUAGAGUAAAAUCAGCUCCAACCCACCCCUAUUUCUUCCCCAAAAAUAGAAAUUGCUAUUUUUUCCUCUAUAUUUAGGGGAAAAAAUAGCAUUCCUCUAUAAUAGAGGUAAACUUUUUUAUUUACAAAGUAGUCCUCAAACUUUUUAUGAUUGUAACUAAAAUAUUUGUGUAUGAAGAAAUACAAUUCUUACAAUAUAAAAUCACAGUUUUUUGUUUACAUACUAAUUAUUAAUUUUUAUAACUAUAGUUAUAAUUAAAAUAAAAUUAUUAUUAUUUAUUUAAAAGUCAAUUAUAAUUAAAAUAAAAUAAAAAGGUUAUUAUUUUAUUUAAAAGUCAAAGACUUUUUAUUUAAAUAUUAAUCAAUACAACAUAUUAAAACAACUUAAUACUCCAAAGAAAAAAUAUUUUGCAGCACAACAAGAAGCAUGUAGAAAAGAUGUAGAACAUGCAUUCGGAGUUUUACAAUCACGUUUUGCGAUUGUGAAAGGCAUGUACGUUUUUGGAAAAACAAAGUACUACAUGAUAUAAUGACUAAAUGUAUAAUUUUACAUAAUAUGAUUAUUGAGGACGAGCGUGAUCUCGAUGCACCGAUUGGAAUUGGAAGAGAAGCUCCACCUCCGGAAGUCCAAAUACCAGAUAAUGAAGAUAACCGAUUCCAAGAGUUUCUAAGUCGAUUCAGAAAAAUCAAAGAUAAAGAAGCUUAUUUCUCACUUUGGAAUGCAUUAAUUGAUCAUUUAUGAGAAACAUUUAGUAAUAAUGAUUGUUAGAUAAUGGUACUUUGUUUUUUUUUGUCUAAUGUCUUUUGUAAUAAAAUGUUUAAUUUAAAUAAUAUUGUAAUUUUAUGAAAAAAAUUCAAAAAAUAUAAUGAAUGGGUUAAUUUUCAACAUUUACAAGUUAGAGGUGUAAAAUAUAAAAUAAAAAAAGAAUCUUCCAAGAAUAUUCCUUUUUAGGGGAAAAAAUAAAGGAAUACAUUGGAGAGAAACUCACUUCUAUUAUAGAGUUCCUCUAUUAUAGAGAAAAAAAUAGAGAAAUACAUUGGAGAUGGUCUUAGACACUAGAAUCAAUUGAUUAAGAAAUGGGUUGCCACCCGUGAUUGUGAAAUCUCAUAAAUUAUGUAUUAAAUGCUUAGAGCAUCCGCAACAGCAAACUUUAAGGGGAGUCCUUAGAGAAAAAAUAAUUAAAUAAUCAGUGGAUCCCAUCAAAAAUUAAAGAUUCAAUCUUUAAAAUUCAUAAAUAAAAACUCGUUUUAAUGAAUCAUUGCACUAUUUGUGGUACUCUACGACAUGUGGUAGCCCGUGAUUGAUUAGUAUUUUUUUAUCUGAAAAAAAAAUAAUAACUAAAAAAAUCAAAAAACAUUUUUUUUAAGGACACCAUUGGAGAUGCUCUUAUAUUGUUGGUAAUCUUAGGGCCUUGUUCAUCUCAUAACCAAACAAAUGCUGUUUUUUUUUUCUUUUUCGAAAGAAACAAAAUGUUGUAUUUAUUUGUUGGUUAUAGACUUAUUGUCUGAGGAAUUUACAUUUUAACUAGCAAGCGCAGGUGUAUUUACACUUUCUAACUUGGGACGAUUGUCUUUAUUUUGGAGAAACAAAAAACACAGUUCCUGGGUUUCUUUAUUGAGGUAAAUAAUAAUAAUAAUCUAAAAAGUUUUUCUUAAUAUAUAUAAGAAAUUAAAAGUAGUUCAAAGGAUUAGACACCAAGUAUCUGGCUUGCGCCUUUGCGCCCAUGCCUAACUUACAUGUAACUUACUUUCGUAAUGGAUUAUUAAUUAACUUGAAGGAACCAUUUAGCAAGUAAAAGUCCAAUGAACACGCUCCUGGAAGAUGUACAAAACCUACGUAAUGUUUUGAAAUUUGUAUUGGUUACUUGUUCAUUGUUCGGAAAAAAACAAUAAUUCCAUUAGCUUACAAAUCUGUAAGGAUUACUUUCAAGAUUAAAUCCUAUAAAAUAUUGACAUCCGUUAAAAAAGUUUAUAUUGCAAAGUCUUAAAUCCUUGAACUUGUUUCCAAAAUUUUAAACUCAACAAUCAAUCUUAAAAAACUACUUUCCAAUUUCUGUGUGUUAGAAAAUCUGGAGAAGUCAACUGAAAAUAUGUCAAAAAUAUACGUUACUAGAUAUAUAUAAGCAAUAGAAGUUAAUAAAAUAUACAUAAGAAGUUAUAUUGACAAUAUAGCAUAUUUUGGUCAACUAUCAAUAAUUUAUGAAGGAGUUAUCUUAUAACUAGUGUUACUUCAAACGAAUUCUUCAUGUAAAAAACAUUAUAAAUAUCAACAUCAUAUAAUGCAUCAAAUACACUAUAGACUUGUUUAACCAAAACAAAGUAUAUAAUCAAUGGCAUCAUCAUCACAUAUAUACAUUGCUCUCUUGGCUCUUUUUGCAGUCUCUUUAAAAUGUUGUUAUUGCCAAAAUGAAACGUUAGCUGCCGGCUGGGGCAACGCUGGUGUUACUUGGUACGGUGAGCCUGAGGGCGCCGGUAGCACAGGAGGAGCUUGUGGAUAUGGCAUGGUAGUAGCUAACCCACCGCUAUACGCGAUGGUUUCAGCCGGAGGCCCUUCACUAUUCAACAAUGGACAAGGAUGUGGAACAUGUUAUCAGAUUGUGUGCACCGGGACUGCAGCGUGUUCAGGGAGACCAAUAACGGUGACGAUAACCGACGAGUGUCCCGGUGGUCCUUGCGCCUCCGAACCAUUCCAUUUUGACCUUAGCGGCAAAGCUAUCGGUGCCUUAGCCAAACCUGGCCAAGCUGGUAGUCUUCGAGCCGCUGGUGUUCUACGUGUUAGUUAUAGACGAGCUCCUUGUUUAUAUAGAGGGACUAAUAUAGCUUUCCAUGUUGAUGCCGGAGCAACCCCUUUCUACAUGGCAUUUGUUGUGGAAUAUGAAAACGGUGACGGAGAUUUGGCCUCUGUUGAAAUUCAACCGGCUGGCGGAGGAUUUAUAGCCAUGCAAGAGAUGAGGUCCGCCCUGUGGAAAGUAAACUCCGGCAGUGCUCUGAGAGGUCCGUUCAACAUUAGACUUACAUCUCGCGAGUCUCGUAAAGUAGUGGUCGCUCAGGGGGUUAUUCCCGCAAAUUGGAGAGCCGAUCAGACUUACCGGUCAAUCAUUAACUUUUAGAGUUUCACUGUUGGUCAAAUUGUAUUUCACUCAUUUCGUCGCUCGCUCCUACACAAAAUACUGUGGAGAAGAAGCUUUUUUAAAAUUGUUUUUUUAGUAAUAAUCAAUUCUAUUAUAACAAAAACGAGUUUAUCAUAUGCGCCCAUAUAUUUACUAUUUUACUAAAUUAUCUAAAUCAAGGGAAUUCUCACUGUACAAGAAAUAUGAAAAAUAUAUGUCUAUAUGUUUUUAUCUUUUUUUUUUGAAAACGUGUUUUUAUCUUCUAUACAAAUGCUAGGGACCUUUAUAUAAUUAUAAUUAAGAUAUAUAAUAUAACCAUAUGUCCCAUAUAUGGAAACAUGAAGUGAAAUUAUAUAUGAUUGAUUAAAAGGAAAAUGUACGUAGAAAUAUAAAUAAAUUAGUACUUCUACGCGUAAGUAUUUUCUGGAAAAUUAUAUUGAAAAAAACUUAAAAGAGAUUUUCAGCAUCAUACAAAAAUAUGAAUUCGUAUGAUCACCGACACUAACCACUAAUACA